CCUCAUAGGUUGUUUUGGAAUCAUGAGAGAUGAAAUUGCAGUAGCAGUUUUCUUUGUCACAAGAUUGGUGAAGGAACAUGAAAAACUGAGUAAACAGCAAAUAGAAAAAUUUGCAGAAAAGCUGAUGAUAAUCUUGUUUGAAACAUACAGAGGUCACUGGCACCCUGGUUGCCCUUCCAAAGGGCAAGCCUUCAGGUGUAUCAGGAUAAACAAUCAGAAUAAAGACCCCAUUUUAGAAAGGGCUUGUGCUGAGAGUAAUGUGAAUUUUUCUCACCUGGGACUUCCAAAGGAGCUGACCCUAUGGGUAGAUCCCUUUGAAGUGUGCUGUAGGUAUGGUGAGAAAAACCAUCCAUUUAUAAUUGCUUCUUUUAAGGGCAGAUGGGAGGAAUGGGAACUGUCCCAACAAAUCAGUUAUGCUGUUAAUAAAGCCACAUUAGACUACUCCUCUGGCACUUCUUCUGAUGAAGAAAGUUGUAGCAAGGAACCCCGGAUCAUUCCUAAAGUCAGCAAUCCGAAGAGUAUCUAUCAGAUGGAAAACUUAAGACAGCCCUUUCAAUCUUGGUUCCACAUCCCCCGCAAAAAGAAUGUGAUGGAUGGGCGCAUAGGCCUCCCAGGGAAUGUGCAUCAUGUCUUGCAUAAGAAUUUUAAGUGUUAUAGGCAGCCUGCUGCUGUGCACCGGGUGGACAGGUACCACUGGAUCAACACAAAACAUUAACAUGGUGGCCAGACGUGUGUUGGGAGAGAGAUCAGAGGAGAGGCUUCAUUUUCUCUAAAAAGAAAGCAAAUUGAAGGUUGAGAGGCCCAUGCAAUAGAAAAAAAAUAAACAACCACAUUAGGGACUGGAUUGUGUGAUGGUGAAUCCUCACACACAGAUCCCAACUCUGUUCUUAGCUGUGCUUUUUAAAAACAUACAUUGGACUUUAUUAAAAUUAAAUACUUUUGUUCAGCAAAAGGUAAUGAAAAAAGAAGCCACGGACUAAGAGAAAAUAUUUGCAAAUCACAUUUUGACCAAGAUUUAUAUCCAGAAAAAAUUUUAAAAAUCCUCAAGAUUCAAAUGAGAAAAUAACCAAAAAACAAAAUGGUCCCAAAUUCUGAACCCCUCACCUAAGAGAUAUAAAAAUGGCAAUAAAGAAGAUGAAAAUUAAGCAGAUAAAAAUUAAAAACUACACUGAGAAUUGUAACAUGUACCAUACUGAUUCAGGAUACUGAUAUGUGUAUAUAAGGGCAGGAAGUAUAUGGAAAAUUUCUGUAUUUUCUCUUAGUUGUACUUUUAAUUCUUAGUUUUAUAUGAAGUUUUAUGUAAAACCAGUAAAUAUAUUCAAUAUGGUAUGAAAUGAAGCUAUUGACCUGGAUAAGAGUCAACGAAUUAUGACA
Molecule: messenger RNA, 1374 nt
Organism: Marmota monax (woodchuck)
Lineage: Eukaryota; Metazoa; Chordata; Mammalia; Rodentia; Sciuridae
Gene: Btg4
Product: BTG anti-proliferation factor 4
Exons: 4
Coding region: 23-715 (230 amino acids)
Biological process (GO): negative regulation of mitotic cell cycle; negative regulation of cell population proliferation
Cellular component (GO): nucleus; cytoplasm
Source: RefSeq, a predicted model, not a curated record